CCGCCAGGGCCGGGCUGCGGGCGGGCCCGGGGCCGGGGCGGCGGGGACAGCGGCGGGCGCUCGGCAUGGCGCAGUACGCGAGGGGCGCCGCCGCCGUGGCCGUCAUCCGGCUCCGCAACCCGCCGGUCAACGCGCUGAGUUUGACUGUUCUCCAGGAGUUAGAAAAUGGACUGAAGAGAGCACAUGCAGAUCCUUCAGUGAAAGCUGUUACGAUUUGUGGUGAAAAUGGGAAAUUCAGUGCAGGAGCUGACAUUCGAGGGUUUUCUUCUCCAAAGACACGUGGUAUUGCUUUGGGCCCCAUUGUCUCUCUCAUAGAAAGAAGCGAGAAGCCUGUGGUGGCUGCCAUUGAAGGUGUUGCCUUAGGAGGAGGCCUGGAGGUGGCACUUGGCUGUCACUAUCGGAUUGCACAUGUGAAGGCACAGAUGGGUUUUCCAGAGGUCACCAUUGGGUUACUUCCAGGUGCUGAAGGCACUCAGCGACUACCCAGACUGAUUGGGGUACCAGCUGCUCUGGAUAUAAUCACUACAGGAAAGCACAUUCCAGCAACUGAAGCACUGAAGUUGGGCUUGGUUGAUGAAGUUGUGGAAGAAAACACAGUUGAGGCAGCAAUUCGCUUGGCAAACAAAGUGAUUGGCCAGCCACUGGGACCUCGCAGGCUCAGCCUGAAGCCAAUCCCAAAACUACCCAACAUGGAAGCAUUUCUCAGCAAGGCUCUUGUGAAGGUGAAGAAACAGGCCCAUGGGUGCUUGGCUCCAGAGCUGUGCUUCCAGGCAGUCAAAGCUGCCACAGAGCAGCCUUUUGUAGAUGGAGUCCGGAAGGAGCGAGAGCUGUUCAAUGUCCUGCUGACUUCAGGCCAGGCCCAAGCACUGCAGUAUGCUUUCUUCGCAGAGAGAGCAACACAGAAGUGGACAACACCCAGUGGAGCUUCAUGGAAAAGUGCUUCCCCUCAGCCCAUCCGCAAAGCAGCUGUGAUAGGGCUGGGAACAAUGGGCCGAGGCAUUGUGACUUCUCUGGUUAAAGCCAACAUACCUGUGGUAGCCCUGGAGCAGGAUCUGGAUUAUCUGAGCACGGGAAGAAAAGCUGUGAUGCUCCUUUUGGAACGUGAGGCUAUGAAAAUGGAGCCGGGUGCCCAGACUCUGGAUUUUCAUAACCCUGCACGUCUCCAGUUCACUGUGGACUUUGAUGUGUUGUGUGAUGUAGAUCUAGUCAUUGAAGCUGUGUUUGAGAACAUGGCACUAAAGAAGGAAAUAUUCCACAAGCUAUCAAGAAUCUGCAAGCCAGGGGCCUUUCUGUGUACAAACACAUCAGCCCUGGACAUCGAUGAAAUAGCUUCUGCCACGAGCCACCCGCAGCAGGUCAUUGGCACACACUUUUUCGCCCCUGCUCAUGUGAUGAGGCUACUGGAAAUAAUCUAUGGCCAUCACACAUCUGCCACUGCCAUUGCCACUGCUAUGCAGCUAGCCAAAGCACUGAAAAAAGUCGGAGUGGUGGUAGGGAAUUGUUUUGGGUUUGUUGGGAAUCGAAUGAUGUUUCCAUAUGUACAACAGGCAGUUUUCCUUGUAGAGGAAGGAAGCAGACCAGAAGCAGUAGAUCAGGUUCUUGAAGAUUUUGGGUUUAAGAUAGGACCUUUCCGAAUGUCUGAUCUUGCUGGGCUGGAUGUGGGCUGGAGGUCUCGAAAGGGGCAGGGUCUCACUGGGGCCUCGCUACCUGCAGGAACACCAGCCCGCCAGCGGCACGGCCAUCGCUACAGUCCGCUGCCGGAUCUUCUGUGUGAGAAUGGCAGGUUCGGCCAGAAAGCUGGGAAAGGAUGGUACCAGUACGAGAAGGCUGGGGGCAGGACAGCCAAGCCAGAUCCAUGGCUUCACAGCUUUCUGUCCCAGUACAGAGACACCCAUCGCAUCAAGACCCGCUUUAUAGAUCAGGAGGAAAUCCUGGAGCGGUGCUUGUUUUCCCUCAUCAACGAAGGGUUUGACAUCCUGGCUGAGGGAAUAGCAUCAGGCUCAGAACACCUGGAUGUAAUUUACAUCAAUGGCUAUGGGUGGCCAAAGCACAGGGGUGGCCCCAUGUUCUAUGCUUCCACCGUUGGGCUCCCUCGUGUUCUGGCUAAACUGCAGAAAUACUCCGAGGCCCACCCUGAUGUUCCGGGGCUACAGCCCCGUGCCUUUCUGAAAAAGCUGGUAGCUAUGGGGAACCCGCCCCUCAAAGAGUGGAUGUCCUACCUCAGCCAGCCAAGCAACAAGCUGUGAUUGCGCCGAUGCCUGCUAUAUACAUUUAAUGGAGGCUGAUUUCAUGAAACAGAUGCUGUAAUUGCGCUGUCUUUUCCUCACUGACUUUCCUUUGCAGAGAAUAACUUUGGCUGAUGAUGGAUCUCAGUCCCCCCCUUGCUGCAAGUAACCACUUCCAUCACCACCCUUCCUUCCCAGCACCAGCCUUCCCUGCCGCCUUUGCUCAUUGCUGUGUAAGGCCAUCACCUCUGCCUUCAGAUCUUCACAGCUGUACUUCUCUUCCAGUCUGUCUUUGUGGGAGGGAGGAGCAGCAUCCACAGCCCACAAAGGAAAUCAUGGUGGGGGCCAACAGAGAGAUGAUCACAAUUCACUCAAGACCAGCUGGAUCUACCAGACCUGCCUUAAAAUCUAUUUCCCAGUUUGUUCAGGCUUUUCCUGUGCAGCCCACCUCCACUGGGCUCCCUGGCCCUCCCGACGACGGCCAGCUGGAGCCUGCUCCCUUCCUGCUACUCGGGAGGGGUGGCACAAGGGGUGCAGCACCUUUCAGAGGUAAAGUCAAAUGAAUUGGAGAGGGCAGGUAUGAGCAGACAGCGGGGGGCAGGGCUGGUACUGCCCCUCCUCCCUGCUGCAGAGAAGAUUCUAAUGAGUGACACAAAAGCUACAAAUACAUCCACCUGACUAACCUGCCCUGCAGUGCUGGCUCAUGACUGGCCUUCUGCAUCCAGACGCUAUCCUCCGUUACCAUUAUCCCCACCCAGCUUUGUCCAAGUAGAAACAUCUUCUGGCAUCAUGAAGUGUGGGGGGGUGUCGCCGUCACACCCCCUACCUUGCCUGCUACCAGGUCUUGGGGCUCAACAUGCUCUAAUCGACUAGAUUGAAACUGGCACUUAGUGGGUUUUCAGACGAGCAGAGGGCACAGUGAGAAGUGCAUGUGUGCAGGCAGGAACAUAGCUACAGGCAGGCAGGGAGGUGGCAGAUCUCUAGAAGAGAGCAGAGCAGGGGAGAGCGAACCAAACCUGCUCCAGGCUUGAUGCUCUGGGCCAAAGUCUCCCAUUUCUUGUGUCUAGUGAUUGUAUCUUCUGGUCUGGUGUAGGGAAUAGGUUGGUCUGGGUUUCCUUCUCAGGGACAUUGGAUGUCUUAAGUUUUACUUUUUAUUUUAAUAAAACUGCUUUGAUUAUCUAA
Falco peregrinus (peregrine falcon) is the source of this 3407-nucleotide messenger RNA. RefSeq names its product enoyl-CoA hydratase and 3-hydroxyacyl CoA dehydrogenase (gene EHHADH). Lineage: Eukaryota; Metazoa; Chordata; Aves; Falconiformes; Falconidae. The coding region runs from base 66 to 2246 and encodes 726 amino acids. The transcript is spliced from 7 exons. Gene Ontology annotation, cellular component: peroxisome. Gene Ontology annotation, molecular function: NAD+ binding; (3S)-3-hydroxyacyl-CoA dehydrogenase (NAD+) activity. Gene Ontology annotation, biological process: fatty acid beta-oxidation. The record is from RefSeq and is a predicted model, not a curated record.